Stegodyphus dumicola is the source of this 930-nucleotide messenger RNA. Its product is annotated as glutathione S-transferase kappa 1-like. The record is from RefSeq and is a predicted model, not a curated record. Gene Ontology annotation, cellular component: peroxisome; mitochondrion. Gene Ontology annotation, molecular function: glutathione transferase activity; glutathione peroxidase activity. Lineage: Eukaryota; Metazoa; Arthropoda; Arachnida; Araneae; Eresidae. Gene Ontology annotation, biological process: glutathione metabolic process.
GUACAAAGUCAGUACGGGAAGUAGACCAAUUUGAACUUCCUCCUUCCUUCUUUUUUACGGGAGUUAAUUUAGAAAGUGCUAGAUUAUUUUCUGAAAGCGUUCGUAUUUUAUAAAAUGGCAAAGUGUCCAGUCCUUAUAGAAUUUUUUUAUGAUAUAAUAUCACCUUAUUCUUUUCUUGCUUUUGAGGUUCUACAUCGUUACAAACCAAUAUGGAAUAUAAAUUUGAAACUGAAACCUGUACUUUUAGGUGGAAUAAUGAAAAGUUCGGGUAAUUCGCCACCUGCUGUGGUUCCAAAUAAAGGUGCUUAUAUGGCACGAGAUUUGAAAAGACUUCAAAAGUAUUUUGAAGUUCCAUUAUCUCUCCCACAUAACUUAAUGGAUUUAAUCAUGAAGCAAGGAUCAUUGAAUGCACAGAGAUUCAUAACUGCUGUUGACAUCUUAAAACCAGAGUAUUUAGAAGGAAUUUCAAGAGCAUUAUGGUUACGUUUAUAUGACCAACAUAAGGAUAUUACUGAAGAAGAAAGCUUUAAAGAAGCUGCACAUUUAAUAGAAAUGGAUCCUGAAAUACUAGAAAAAUCUCUUCAUGCAAUGCAUGAUAACAAGACUAAGCAGAGAUUACGAAAAUAUACAGAUGAUGCCUUGGAAUAUAGCGCCUUUGGAGCACCAAUGAUUGUAGCACAUGUCAGUGGAACACCAGAAGUAUUUUUUGGGUCUGACAGAUUUGAAUUACUUGCAUACACCUUAGGUGAAACAUGGAUGGGACCUGUACCCAACAAGUUGACAUGUAAACUAUAAUUGUGAAUUUAUUUGAGAGCAGAUGAUAUAUAUGUCAGCUACAUGAGCUUAAUUGUAUAUGGGAAUAUAUUUGUUUAUUGAAAUGUAAAUAAUGUAAUGUGUAUGAAAUAUAAAUAUUCUUUAUAAUCCUGCAAA